CAUUCAAAACUCAACCCACUCAGGACUGAGCCAACCUGUUGAGCGGAUGGUGUAGGGUGUUGGUUUCAGUCUGUCUAGAUCAGAUCUUUACGGGUGGUUCCUUCACAACCACGUUUCAAACCUCAACAUUUCACUUUCUUUCUCCUUGAAAAGGGUUAAAUCCACACUGUCAUGAUGAAGACUUUGGCACUAGUUUUCUUGACACUUUUGUCCCUUGUGUUGGCAGAAGGUCAGCAGACAACAGAGGAAGACCCCUUCUCUUUUGAUUAUCACAGACUUCGGGUUGGAGGUCUGAUCUUGGCAGCAGUUCUGUGUCUGAUUGGCAUCACUAUUCUUCUAAGUGGACACUGCAGAUGCAAAUUCAACCAAGACAAGAGGAGGAGGACAGGAAGCAACGCUCAAGCGAUGCUCAACGAUACAGCAAGGGCCAGCGAAUGCUAAAUACCUGCUGGCCUGACCUGAACCAAUCAGAGGAGACGGUCCGUCUUUAUGUGCUGGUUUAUCAGAGGAACCGUUUCUCUUUUAAGACGAGGAACCUGAUACGAAGGUUUUCUGUGUUUUCACUGCCUAUCUGCUCCAGAGGAGGAAGCUGAAAAUCCAUAUACCGUUUUUUUAUAUGCCAGACGUGUCUUUUUGAUAUCAUUUAAUAUAAAUCGAUUACCAAAAAUCUUUUUUUUUCCCUCCUGUCAGUAAUUGUAUUAAAUUAUGUUGGAUGUAGGUGCGCAAGGGAAGGCUUUCGAUGGAAGUGUGCUGAAUCGUAUGAAAACCUGUAACCAAAAAUGACUAGCUCUAGCUGUUCCGCGCAAUAUUACGCUGUUGCAUUCUGUGUGAAGUAGUUUACCGUUCAGGCUUGCUUGGCUAGUUAAAAAAAGACACGAAAAGAUUACGCUAUCAUAUUUACGUCGCGAUGUCGUCAUGUGCUUGAUCCGUUUUCAUUCGCAGCCCGUGCGUCACGGGAUUGCUGGUAGUAUUAAGAGUUUAUUUUUAUCUGUCGUGUGAAAAAUGUCAGAAUCGGUCGAACAUACACUAAAAUAAACUGAGAGACACUAAA
This is a messenger RNA of Puntigrus tetrazona (Sumatra barb), 1051 nucleotides long. RefSeq names its product FXYD domain containing ion transport regulator 3 (gene fxyd3). Bases 172 to 441 code for a protein of 89 amino acids. Gene Ontology annotation, molecular function: sodium channel regulator activity. The transcript is spliced from 8 exons. Gene Ontology annotation, cellular component: membrane. NCBI's taxonomy places the organism in Eukaryota, Metazoa, Chordata, Actinopteri, Cypriniformes, Cyprinidae. Gene Ontology annotation, biological process: regulation of sodium ion transmembrane transporter activity. The record is from RefSeq and is a predicted model, not a curated record.